GCGCCCAAGCUUCAUUCAGUCAGUUCACAGCCAGCACUCCGAGCAUUCGAAAGCAUAUUCAGCGUAGUUCGAGAACGAAAACGCGCGCACGCAUCGGUCAAUAAAUCAGUCGCCACACCGAAGCAAUCACGUUGAAAGACGAUCAGCGGACCGCGUUGGACUCCUUCGUAGACAGUCUGAAACCGGUAGUGAACGAGAUGCAUGUCCACCCGAGUUCGCCCAAUUCGUCCCAAUCGGAGGACGACGCCGCGACUAAGAUCCAGGCUGGCUUCCGCGGUUAUCGGGUGCGGAAACAGAUACGUCAGGGUCGUCCCGGGUCGACAGGUGGCGUCAGCGGCAACCCAUCGGCUGGAGCCGGAUCGUCCUCUGGAGGGUCCCAGGCUCAGCGAUCCCCUCGGGUUGGUAAGAAAACAACGCUGGAGGACAAAUCGGCCACCAAGAUCCAAGCCGGAAUCCGGGGAUUUCUGGUGCGUAAACGACAGAAGACGGCCACCGAUGCGGCCACCAAAAUCCAGGCCAGCUUCCGUGGAUUCAAAACCCGGAAGGAUCUGAAAUCGACCUCCAAGAAGGACAAGUGAGGACGCUGCCCGCCAGUCGAAUUCGUGUGGGAUGUGAAAGACUUGUAUAUAUUUUUAAGACAGUAGAAUCACAAGAGUUUCAAAGAUUAUUUCUGUAGAGUGGAGUGGUGAGGGAACAAGUAGUGAGGCAGGCCAAUAUCAAUGGUGCAAUUCAAGGGGAACUGGACGCGCGCGCGGCAAACAGCACCUUUUUUGUCCGAACCAGUUCUGCCGAAAACAGAAAAGAAUCGUGAGAUCCAGUGCCUGCUACGUGCGAACAGCAAAAAUAAAAGGUGCGGUGUUUUGACCGCCUGCUAUGCUGCCUGGCAUCGUGGCCAACUGAGCAAGUGAAAGUAACUCGAUCGCUUUGCAAACAAGAAAAGCCAGAAACAGAGAAGAUAUGUUUUACUGUAUAUUUACAUUUAGGAAACGCAGUGCUUCCACUUAAAUGUGAUCUUGGAGAAGCGGUCUCUCCGUGAAACUCCACUAAGCUGACUAUCCAGUGCUUUAGUUCUUUUUUCUGUAUUAGAGGCAAGAUUCAUUGCAAUUACCAGUUUUAAUUUAAAUGCAGUAUUCUUCAGAAAAUUAAUAAAAGUGGAAACAAAUUUAGCUUUUUCAAAGUAUCUUUCAUAAUUUCUUUAGUUUGCUUUAUUGAGAAUUAAAAAAAACACUUCUAGUCUAUAAUUAAAGUAUUUCCCUGAGAUAUUUCCGUCUACAAUGGCCUCGGUGCGGGAAAAGGUGCGAAGAGUGCAUAGGAAAAAGCAUAUGUUUCCUUCCCUAGUGCGCACGUAAUACUGCUGCCGCCAGUUUUGUUUGAAUUACUAAUAGUAGAUUGUUUUGCUUGUAUACAUAUGAAGCAGCUCCGUCAUGGUGAUCGGUGAUCAGUGAUUCAAAUUCGUGUGAAUAGAAAGAUGUGGUAUCAUUUUUUCUCAAUUCUUAUAUCUUUUUAAUCAAACUGUCGUAUGUAAUGCAAAUUUCAUAAAUUUGAUUACUUUAAUACCUCUAUUCGGAUCAGCUUUUAAUUAAGAAAGCCAGUAGGGCUUUGAGCUAGAACUACCAGAUAAAUUAGGAUUUAUUUUUUUAUAUGUAUCAUCAGCUAAGGCCGUAGAAUAGUAUAGAAUAGAAUAUCUAACCUAUAAAGCGUUGGUUCGAUACCAGUUUAGUGAUGAAUUUGCAAAUCAUUAUACCGUGCUGUAUACAAGUAUUUACAUUUUUAAGAUAUCUUUUUUUUUAUCAAGCAAUAAAGCGUAGUUGAGUCGUAGCGUA
This is a messenger RNA of Armigeres subalbatus, 1823 nucleotides long. Its product is annotated as IQ domain-containing protein N. The transcript has a single exon. The coding region runs from base 198 to 578 and encodes 126 amino acids. Gene Ontology annotation, biological process: protein folding. NCBI's taxonomy places the organism in Eukaryota, Metazoa, Arthropoda, Insecta, Diptera, Culicidae. The record is from RefSeq and is a predicted model, not a curated record. Gene Ontology annotation, molecular function: protein binding.